AUGGCGCCGGGGGCGGGGCGGGCUCUUGGACCAAUUCGGCGGUUUGGCCAGGGGGAGGGAUAUUUGUAGACCCCGACCCCGCCCCCAUCGCCAUGCGGCCCGCCUGGACUGUUCUCUGGUUGCGCCUGGCUUUGACCCUGAGCCUGGUCCUCGUUUGUUUCCUGGCUGUGGGGUGGGCUUCGGCCCGGGUCCCCAUCUAUGUCAGCAGCUGGGCCGUGCGAGUGUCCCAGGGUUACCGGGAGGCCGAGCGCUUAGCCCGCAAAUUCGGCUUCGUCAACCUGGGACAGAUCUUCCCAGAUGGGCGCUACUUCCACCUGCGGCACCGGGGCGUGGUCCAGCAGUCCCUGACCCCGCACUGGGGCCACCGCCUGCGCCUGAAGAAAGACCCCAAGGUGCAGUGGUUUGAGCAGCAGACGCUGCGGUGGCGGGUGAAGCGCUCCUUAAUGGUGCCCACGGACCCCUGGUUCUCCAAGCAGUGGUAUAUGAACAACCAGGUCCAGCCGGACCUGAACAUCCUGCAGGUCUGGAGCCAGGGGUUGUCAGGCCAGGGCAUCGUGGUCUCCAUCCUGGAUGACGGCAUCGAGAAGGACCACCCGGAUCUCUGGGCCAACUACGACCCCUUGGCCAGCUAUGACUUUAACGACUAUGACCCGGACCCCCAGCCACGAUACACACCCAGUGAGGAGAAUCGGCAUGGAACCCGCUGUGCUGGGGAAGUGGCAGCCAUUGCUAACAACAGGUUCUGCGGUAUAGGCGUCGCCUACAAUGCCCGAAUUGGAGGCGUGCGAAUGCUGGAUGGCACCAUCACCGAUGUCAUCGAGGCCCAGUCGCUGAGCCUGCAGCCGCAGCACAUUCACAUCUACAGUGCCAGCUGGGGCCCCGAGGACGAUGGCCGCACAGUGGAUGGCCCAGGCAUUCUUACCCGGGAGGCCUUCAGGCGUGGUGUUACCAAGGGCCGCGGGGGUCUGGGCACACUCUUCAUCUGGGCGUCAGGCAAUGGUGGCCUGCACUAUGACAACUGCAACUGUGAUGGCUACACCAAUAGCAUCCACACCCUCUCUGUGGGCAGCACAACCCGGCAGGGCCACGUGCCCUGGUACAGCGAGGCCUGUGCCUCCACCCUCACCACCACUUACAGCAGUGGCGUUGUCACCGAACCCCAAAUCGUCACCACAGACCUGCAUCACCAGUGCACCGACAAGCACACGGGCACCUCAGCCUCAGCACCACUGGCUGCGGGCAUGAUCGCCCUGGCUCUGGAAGCCAACCCGUUCUUGACAUGGAGGGAUAUGCAGCACCUGGUGGUUCGUGCAUCCAGGCGGGCACAUCUUCAGGCCGAGGACUGGAGGACCAACGGCAUGGGACGACAAGUGAGCCACCACUACGGCUACGGGCUCCUGGAUGCCAGAGUGCUGGUGGACUUGGCUCGCACGUGGCUGCCCACACAACCCCAGAAGAAAUGCGUCAUUCGGGUCCUGCAUGCCCCCACCCCCAUCCUGCCACUGACACACGUGAGGAAGAAAAUGUCGGCCUGUGCUGGUCACACCAACUACAUCCGCUCGCUGGAGCACGUACAGGUGCAGCUGUCACUGUCCUAUAGUCGCCGCGGGGACCUGGAGAUCUCACUCACCAGCCCCAUGGGCACCCGUUCCACAUUGGUGGCCAUCAGACCCUUCGACAUCAGCGGCCAAGGCUACAACAACUGGAUCUUUAUGUCCACCCACUUCUGGGAUGAGGACCCGCGGGGCCUGUGGACCCUGGGCCUGGAAAACAAGGGCUACUAUUUUAACACAGGGACACUGUACCGCUACACACUGCUGCUCUAUGGGACGACUGAGGACAUGACAGCACGGCCCAUGGGACCCCAGGUGACCAGCAGCGCGUGUGUGCAGCGGGACACAGAGGGGCUGUGCCAGGAAUGCCACAGCCCCGCCUACAUCCCGGGCCACCUUUGCCUCUCCCACUGCCCGCCACGGUACUUCAAUCACACCCACCAGGCCAUAACCACUGGGCCAGGGCGCCUGGCAGUGCCCGCCCUGCGUGUAUGUUCCAGCUGCCACUCCUACUGCUACACCUGCCGCUCCCCACUUGACUGUACCACCUGCUCUCCACCUUACAUGGAUAAGCACUGGGGCUCCUGCUCGGGGCCUGCCACCCCCACGGCCCCCCAGCCCACCACGACUGCCCACCCCUGCCGCUGUCACCUUGGCCCAGCCCAGGCCAUGAUGCUGACCCUGCUGGCUGUGGCCUUUGGGAGCCCCUCCCUCUGCAGCAUCCUCUCCUUGGGCUGCCCUCCGUCGUGUGUGGGUCCUGCCAGUGCCAGAAGCCACCCCCGUCACCACCCCAGUACAGCUGCUGGCUGGACCCCGGAGACAUCUGGCUAGGAGAGUCAACAUUCGCCUUGGCCUAGGCCCCUGAUGGGCACUGCUGUCCUGCUCCCUCAUUCCAGAUGAGCGCCCAGGGCAAGAACCUGCCCCCGGAAAGCCCUGGUUGGUCAAUGAGGCUGGAAGGCCACAGGUGGCCCUCAUGGAAUCCUGCAACCCUCGGCAGGUCCAGGAGAGAGAGAGAGAGAGAGAG
Molecule: messenger RNA, 2577 nt
Organism: Rhinolophus ferrumequinum (greater horseshoe bat)
Lineage: Eukaryota; Metazoa; Chordata; Mammalia; Chiroptera; Rhinolophidae
Gene: PCSK4
Product: proprotein convertase subtilisin/kexin type 4
Biological process (GO): peptide hormone processing
Cellular component (GO): trans-Golgi network; Golgi membrane
Molecular function (GO): serine-type endopeptidase activity
Source: RefSeq, a predicted model, not a curated record